CUCUUGCGCCGCUUGGAUAUGAACAUCUUCCAGAACGUCCGCGAGUACUUGACGCCGGUGCUGUCCGAGUCGGGGUUCGUGACGGAUGGUGUAUUGACGCCCGAGGAGUUUGUCGCUGCGGGGGACCAGCUUUGCUACAAGUGCCCGACGUGGCGAUGGGAAGGCGGUGACGUGAGCAGUCGUCGGUCGUACUUGCCUCCACACAAACAGUUUCUUCGCACGACGGGGGUCCCGUGCCGCCGCCGUGUGACGUCACUCGAACAAGAUUACAUUGGAGAAACAACGGUCGAGGACGACAACGACUGGCUCGAGACCCACAACCAGAACAAGCACGUCGAAGACACGGCUGAACGCAUGCAUCAUAUCUCGCUCGACGGCGGGUCGCCGACGUCGGCAUCGCAAACAAACAUACUUAGUGCCCUCGUCGACGAGCAUUUUCAAGUGUCUGCGGCACGUGGACCACCCACGGGUCAUGCCAAUGCGUCGUCCCCACCCGACCUCAGUGCUUUUGACGACGACGACAACCUCGUCGACGACACGGACGAAGCCACCCUCACGUACAUUGCAACGUCCGAGCCGGAACCGACCGAACUCGAUGCUGAUGGCAACCUCGUGUACACACGGACGUACGACGUCUCGAUCAGUUACGACAAGUACUAUCGCACCCCCCGCGUGUGGUUGUUUGGGUACGAGGAGAGCGGUGCGCCGCUCAAGCCAGACGACAUGCUGCAAGACAUCAUGCAGGACUACGCGAACAAGACGGUCACGAUCGACCCGCACCCCCAUUUGACCGGCAUCCCACAUGCAUCCAUUCAUCCGUGCCAGCAUGGCGCUGUCAUGAAGCGCAUCGUGGCCAACUUGAUGGCCGGCGGCAAAGAAGUUCGCAGCGACCAGUACAUGUUUAUCUUUCUCAAGUUCUUGCAAUCUGUGAUCCCCACCAUCGACUACGACUACACCAUCGACGUUGAAGCCAAAUCGUCGUGAAAGCUUCCGCGGGGUCGACGUCCACGGUCGAGACAGCGUCCAUGGUCGUGUAUAUACUUAAAUGAUUCCUGUCGAGUCGGUGGACUCUGCCUCGACACGAACUUUUCUUUCUCGA
Molecule: messenger RNA, 1099 nt
Organism: Aphanomyces invadans
Lineage: Eukaryota; Oomycota; Saprolegniomycetes; Saprolegniales; Verrucalvaceae
Exons: 2
Coding region: 19-984 (321 amino acids)
Biological process (GO): autophagy of mitochondrion; nucleophagy; autophagosome assembly
Cellular component (GO): cytoplasmic ubiquitin ligase complex; cytosol
Molecular function (GO): Atg8-family ligase activity
Source: RefSeq, a predicted model, not a curated record